Penicillium cinerascens is the source of this 1110-nucleotide messenger RNA. Its product is annotated as TFIIH/NER complex subunit TFB4. The transcript has 2 exons. Gene Ontology annotation, cellular component: transcription factor TFIIH core complex; transcription factor TFIIH holo complex. The record is from RefSeq and is a predicted model, not a curated record. Gene Ontology annotation, biological process: regulation of DNA-templated transcription; nucleotide-excision repair. Bases 1 to 1110 code for a protein of 369 amino acids. Lineage: Eukaryota; Fungi; Ascomycota; Eurotiomycetes; Eurotiales; Aspergillaceae.
AUGAAUUCCGUUGAUGCUUCCGAGCACUACGAGCUAGGCGUCACCGACCUCGCACCAUCCCUCCUCACCAUCGUCAUCGACACAAAUCCGCACGCCUGGGCUGCUUUGGAAGAUUCCCUCCCGCUGUCCAAAGCCGUCGCGAACAUCCUCGUCUUCAUCAAUGCGCACCUGGCCUGCAACUACGCGAAUGAAGUCGCCGUCGUUGCAUCACACAGCCAAAAAGCAACAUGGCUAUAUCCCGUCCCGACACCGAGCGACUUCGAUCGUGAUGGAGACGUCUCGAUGAACGGAGCCAACGGAGCAGCCAGCGCACAGAUGAACAAGUACCGCCCGUUCCGCGUAGUCGAAGAGCAAGUGACCCGCCACCUGAAGGAACUCAUGGUGUCCACGAGCAGCGACGAUCUCCGAGGUAACACUUCCACAAUGCUGGCCGGCGCAUUAACACUCGCACUGAGCCACAUCAAUCGGCGCACAAUCGCCUGGGCCGAAGAGCACGGCGGCGCAGACCUAGAAGACGCAGCCGAAGCCGGUGCGGGAGGCGGUGCAAAUCGAUACUCCGCCUCGAACGACGAUGAGCGGCUCCAGAGCCGCAUCCUGAUCGUCUCGGUCAGCGGGUCUAGCGACUCGGCGCACCAGUACAUCCCUGUGAUGAAUAGCAUCUUCGCCUGCCAGCGGUUACAAAUCCCCAUCGACGUGUGUAAGCUUAGUGGUGAUGCUGUCUUCCUGCAGCAGGCCUGCGAUGCUACCAGGGGUGUGUACAUGGCUCUUUCUGAGCCGCGCGGGCUGCUGCAGUACUUGAUGAUGGCAUUCCUACCCGACCAGCGCUCCCGUCGGCAUCUGGUGCUUCCGACGAGAGAAGACGUGGAUUUCCGUGCGGCCUGCUUCUGUCACAGGAAAGUGGUUAAUAUCGGCUACGUCUGCUCCAUCUGUCUGAGUAUCUUCUGUGAAGCUCCCCCGGGUGGCGUGUGUCUUACUUGUGGAACCGAACUGGACGUGGGUGAGUACGAUGUCAAGCCUGCUCUCCUGAAAAGGAAGAAGAAAAAGAAGAAGCAGGUCAAUGGGACCUCGGCGGCGGGGACACCUUUGUCAACACCGACGCCUGGGCCUUGA